AUGGAACUUCAGGAGAAUCAUGAGGAAGCUGAGCUUGGGCUGCCCACAGCAGUAGCAGCAACGAGCUAUGAAGAGUUUGGAAUGCCACCGAAUCAUGACGAACAAGAGCCAGUGGUGGAAGUGGUGCCAAUGUGGCAAGUGAAAGUACCAAGAUGCCUCAAGAACCACGCUGUCUCAAUCGUUGGGCACGCUAUCGACGGCUGCAUUGAGUUCCUACCGGGGGGUGAGGAGGGCACCCUGGACGCGCUAAAAUGUGCUGCGUGCAACUGCCAUCGAAACCUCCACCGUAAGGAGACCCACGACACCUACUCAGUGCCCUUCCACCACCACCACCACCCACUGCUGCCACCCCCAGUGCCAUUAGCAGCUUACUAUCGUGCCCUGCCGGGGUACCUACACAUGACGGGGCACCAAUGUGCCAUGCUAGCACACCCGUCCUUGUCGGGAAGAGGUGGGCCCCAGCCCCCCUGGGAAGACCUGGAGGACUCAGACCCUACGAGUGGUGCCACCACUCAUGAUGGGUCUGGGUCGAGCAGCAAAAAGCGCUUCAGGACCAAAUUUACCCAGCAUCAGAAAGACAAGAUGUUGGUCUUCGCUGAGAAACUCGGGUGGAGGAUGCAAAAGAACGAUGAGAGCAUCGUGCAAGAGUUUUGCUCCGAAAUCGGUGUUCAACGUCAUUUGCUAAAGGUGUGGAUGCAUAAUAACAAGCACAUCUUAGGUAAGAAGCCCUAGAGGCUAGAAGGAAAAAAUAAAUCCACCCCCUUUCCCUCUUUCUAUUUCUCU
Messenger RNA from Glycine soja, 783 nucleotides. Its product is annotated as zinc-finger homeodomain protein 2-like. Gene Ontology annotation, molecular function: transcription cis-regulatory region binding; DNA-binding transcription factor activity. Bases 1 to 732 code for a protein of 243 amino acids. The record is from RefSeq and is a predicted model, not a curated record. Gene Ontology annotation, biological process: regulation of DNA-templated transcription; regulation of developmental process. The transcript has 2 exons. Lineage: Eukaryota; Viridiplantae; Streptophyta; Magnoliopsida; Fabales; Fabaceae. Gene Ontology annotation, cellular component: nucleus.